GCAGAUCGGAUGUGUUCGUGUUGUGUUAAACACGUUUAGAAACAAACGUAAACAAGCUGAAACACUGAAUGUUUUAUUUUUCUCGAGCAGCAGAUCACACUGUGAACCCGAAAGGAUGUGUCCUGUCUGGAAGCUUCUCCUUCUACUGGUCAUCUUGAGUUUGAACAGUUCACUGACAACAACAGAAAAGCUCAUAACCAUAACAGAGAAAACUGCCACAAGAGAGGAGGGAUCAUGCAUCACCAUCAACUGCACAUACAAAGCUCAGGAAGACAUGCAGCUGCUCUGGUUUAAGGAUCCUCAGUGGAAUGAAACUGUAAACAAGUUUAAUGGGAUCAUUGUAUAUAGUAACACAAAAGAUCGUCCACAGAGUCCUCAGUACUCCAGCAGAGUGGAAUACCAGGGGGGUUAUGAAAGGAACGGGUCACAAUCAGCCUCAUGCACAUUAAGAAUAAAGGAUCUGCAAAUGAGUGACAGUGGAACCUACAGCUUCAGGUUCAUAAAGGGAGAGAACAAAUAUAUGAGUAAACCAUUGCAUCUCACAAUAAACCCCAAUCCUUGCAAGGUUCACCUUCAAUAUCCACAGAAAGACACUUUCAUAGAAAGUGACACAGUGACUCUUCAGUGCUCAACAUCAGCCCAGUGUCAGUCUUACCCUGAAUGGCAAAGUUACAGCUCAGCUAAUGUUUCAGAGCCUACCAGAGAGGAUGAAGGUCAGGACAAGGUCAGUGAGCUGCAGUUGAAAGUGACCUGGAUGGAUGAUGGAAGAACUUUGUCAUGUCGUCCACCAGGAAGCACAGAUGACUGUCAGGCCAGGAAGGUCACUCUGGCUGUGGAAUACGCGCCCAGAGAAACAAAGAUAAUGGUGAGCUCUGAGGAUGUGAAAGAAGGAGAAACUGUCACCCUCUACUGUUCCAGCAAGGCACGUCCUAAUGCUUCCUACAUGUGGUAUAAAGAUGGGAAAAAUGUAUUUUCCCAGUCUACUGAAAAUUAUAUACUGAAUGAUGUAAAGCCAGAAGACAGUGGAGAAUACCGCUGUCAGGCCUCAAACCAUCACGGGAAAAAAGAUUCUACUGUCAGGAUGUUAAAUGUUAAAUAUGCUCCUAAAGGUGCUCAAGUCAAGGUGGAACCCAGUGAUGUUAAUAAAGGUGAUGAAGUCAGACUGACAUGCUUGGUGCAGAAGAGCAAUCCAGAAGUUCCACAAAACUCCUACAGAUGUUACAAAGAUCAUUCAGAGUUUCAGGGACACAGAAAGGAAUUACAUAUCCCAAGUGCAACACCAAAUCAUACCGAAUGGUAUCACUGUCAGGCCAAUAAUGGCAUCAGAUCUACAGACUCUUCUUCAACUGAGAUAUCUGUGAAGUAUGCUCCAGAAGGCACUUCCAUUCAAGGCUCUUCUGAAAUAAAGCUGGGUUCAGCUCUUCACCUCCGCUGUUUCUCUAACGCCAGUCCUGAGGCUGAUCGUUAUUCCUGGUAUUAUAAAUCAGAAGGCAAGCUGGAGUAUGUUGUUCUUUCACACACGACUCAGGAGUUUCGGAUUGAGAAGGUGGCCGUUCAAGAUUCCGGAUGGUAUAUGUGCAGUUCCAGCAAUGUUAUUGGUGCAGAAUCAUUCUCAACUGCAUUCAGAGUUGAUGUACACUGAAAAGGUGGUUCUUAACAUGGUUUUAUGAUACAGAACCUACUGUGCUGGUGAGAAAAAUGUCAUUGUCAUGCUGGCUUAUUUUCUGCAAUAUUGUGUACAAAACUUUGUUUAAGCUGCAUUCAUUUGUAUGAUUAUACAGCGUGCAAUGCUUAUUAAAUACCCAAGUUAAAAGGUUUAGCAGGUGAAGAUUUCUCCUCUAGGGGCUGCCGUUAGCAUGCAAACAGCUGUGUGUAUCCAUUUUUAUGUAAUGGACUAGAUGAGUAGAAGCAGGGAAAAAAAACAGGUGUUUUUAUAAAUGAACUCUUAUUACUAAAACUUCUAUGUAUACUUUUUACGUUUGUAACACAGAAGAAUUAAAGAAUGAUAUCAUU
Molecule: messenger RNA, 2013 nt
Organism: Pygocentrus nattereri (red-bellied piranha)
Lineage: Eukaryota; Metazoa; Chordata; Actinopteri; Characiformes; Serrasalmidae
Product: B-cell receptor CD22-like
Exons: 6
Coding region: 116-1642 (508 amino acids)
Source: RefSeq, a predicted model, not a curated record